GCCUCCUCAGUUGCUCGGCUCUCGCCGCACUGGCCGGAGGAAAGUUCCCGCGGCCCCCGCCCGCUCACAGCUGCGGCGCCAGCCCUGCUUUUGGCUCUGCAAGUGCCCACUCUGAGUUAGGAGAGGCGCUCAGACCGGCAGAGCUGCCCGAGCCACCGCCGCACCUGGCCGUCCCUCCCCCCAUUCCCGCCGUGAGGCGCCCUCCCCCGCCCCUUCGCUCCCCUCCCCCAAACCACAGCCCGAGCUCGCUCCUGCGCGCGCGCUCUCCCAGGCCCAAGUGAAUAGUCCUCGCGCGAGUGGGACACGGCGGUGGAUGCAAUUCCGCUCGCCUACAGCCGCCAGGAGCUCCCUGGCGCCGCAAGCAGCGUCCUCCUCCGAAGCAGCUGCGCCUGCACCUGGGCAGCCUGGACCUUCGUGCCCUGCCCCCGGGGCCUCGCGCGGAGGUCGCCCCGGGACACCCACUGUGGGCCGGGUGGAGGAGGAAGAGGAGGAGGAAGAAGACGUGGACUCGGACCUGACGCUGAACACCUGGCUGCGCUGCUGCCACUUCUCUUUAAGGGGGAGGAGAAGAGAGUCGGGGAGAACCAUGGGGGGCAGCGAAGUCCGGGAAUUUCUUUUGCAAUUUGGUUUCUUCUUGCCUCUGCUGACAGCUUGGCCGGGCGACUGCAGUCACGUCUCCAACAACCAAGUUGUGUUGCUUGAUACAACAACUGUGCUGGGAGAGCUAGGAUGGAAAACAUAUCCAUUAAAUGGGUGGGAUGCCAUCACUGAAAUGGAUGAACACAACAGGCCCAUUCACACCUACCAGGUAUGCAAUGUGAUGGAGCCAAACCAAAACAACUGGCUUCGUACAAACUGGAUCUCUCGUGAUGCAGCUCAGAAAAUUUAUGUGGAAAUGAAGUUCACACUGAGGGAUUGUAACAGCAUCCCAUGGGUCUUGGGGACUUGCAAAGAAACGUUUAAUCUAUAUUAUGUGGAAUCAGAUGAGUCCCAUGGAAUUAAAUUCAAGCCAAGCCAGUAUACAAAGAUUGACACAAUUGCUGCUGAUGAAAGUUUUACCCAGAUGGAUUUGGGUGAUCGCAUCCUCAAACUCAACACUGAGAUUCGUGAGCUGGGGCCUAUAGAAAGGAAAGGAUUUUAUCUGGCUUUUCAAGAUAUUGGGGCAUGCAUUGCCCUAGUUUCCGUCCGUGUUUUCUACAAAAAAUGCCCCUUUACUGUUCGUAACCUGGCCAUGUUUCCAGACACUAUCCCAAGGGUUGAUUCUUCCUCCUUGGUUGAAGUAAGGGGCUCCUGUGUGAAGAGUGCAGAAGAGCGUGACACUCCUAAGCUCUAUUGUGGUGCUGAUGGAGAUUGGCUGGUUCCUCUUGGAAGAUGUAUUUGCAGUACAGGAUAUGAAGAAAUUGAAGGUUCUUGCCACGCUUGCAGACCAGGAUUCUAUAAAGCGUUUGCUGGCAACACAAAAUGUUCAAAGUGUCCUCCACACAGUUUAACCUACGUGGAAGCGACUUCUGUCUGUCAGUGUGAAAAGGGUUACUUUCGAGCUGAAAAAGACCCACCUUCCAUGGCAUGUACCAGGCCACCUUCAGCUCCUAGGAAUGUGGUUUUUAACAUCAAUGAAACGGCCCUUAUUUUGGAAUGGAGCCCACCAAGUGACACAGGAGGGAGAAAAGACCUCACAUACAGUGUAAUCUGUAAGAAAUGUGGCUUAGACACCAGCCAGUGUGAGGACUGUGGUGGAGGACUCCGCUUCAUCCCAAGACAUACUGGCCUGAUCAACAAUUCCGUGAUAGUACUUGACUUUGUGUCUCACGUGAAUUACACCUUUGAAAUAGAAGCCAUGAAUGGAGUUUCUGAGUUGAGUUUUUCUCCCAAGCCAUUCACAGCUAUUACAGUGACCACGGAUCAAGAUGCACCUUCCCUGAUAGGUAUGGUAAGAAAGGACUGGGCAUCCCAAAAUAGCAUUGCCCUAUCAUGGCAAGCACCUGCUUUUUCCAAUGGAGCCAUACUGGACUACGAGAUCAAGUACUAUGAGAAAGAGCAUGAGCAACUCACCUAUUCCUCCACAAGGUCCAAGGCCCCCAGUGUCAUCAUCACAGGUCUCAAGCCAGCCACCAAGUACAUUUUUCAUAUCCGAGUGAGGACUGCAGCAGGAUACAGUGGCUACAGUCAGAAGUUUGAGUUUGAAACAGGAGAUGAAACUUCUGACAUGGCGGCGGAACAAGGGCAGAUCCUCGUGAUAGCCACUGCAGCAGUGGGAGGAUUCACUCUUCUCGUCAUUCUUACUCUCUUCUUCUUAAUAACUGGCAGGUGUCAAUGGUACAUAAAGGCCAAAAUGAAGUCAGAAGAGAAGAGAAGAAAGGACUUACAGAAUGGGCAUUUACGCUUCCCAGGAAUUAAAACUUACAUAGAUCCAGAUACAUAUGAAGAUCCAUCCCUAGCAAUCCAUGAAUUUGCAAAGGAGAUUGAUCCAUCAAGAAUACGCAUUGAGAGAGUCAUUGGGGCAGGUGAAUUUGGAGAAGUCUGUAGUGGGCGUUUGAAAACACCAGGGAAAAGAGAGAUCCCAGUUGCCAUCAAAACUUUGAAAGGUGGCCACAUGGAUCGGCAAAGAAGAGAUUUCUUAAGAGAAGCAAGUAUCAUGGGUCAGUUUGACCAUCCAAACAUCAUUCGCUUAGAAGGUGUUGUCACAAAAAGAUCCUUCCCGGCCAUUGGGGUGGAAACGUUCUGCCCCAGCUUCCUGAGAGCAGGGUUUUUAAAUAGCCUCCAGGCCCCGCAUCCAGCGCCAGGGGGAGGAUCUUUGCCCCCCAGGAUUCCUGCUGGCAGACCAGUAAUGAUUGUGGUGGAAUAUAUGGAGAAUGGAUCCCUAGACUCCUUUUUGCGGAAACAUGAUGGUCACUUCACAGUCAUCCAGUUGGUCGGUAUGCUCCGAGGCAUUGCAUCAGGAAUGAAGUAUCUUUCUGAUAUGGGUUAUGUUCACCGAGAUCUAGCAGCUAGGAAUAUAUUGGUCAACAGCAACUUAGUAUGCAAAGUUUCUGAUUUUGGUCUCUCCCGAGUGCUGGAAGAUGAUCCAGAAGCUGCUUAUACAACAACUGGUGGGAAAAUUCCCAUAAGGUGGACAGCCCCAGAAGCUAUCGCCUACAGAAAAUUCUCCUCAGCAAGUGAUGCAUGGAGCUAUGGCAUUGUCAUGUGGGAGGUCAUGUCCUAUGGAGAGAGACCUUAUUGGGAAAUGUCUAACCAAGACGUCAUCCUGUCCAUUGAAGAAGGUUACAGACUACCAGCUCCCAUGGGCUGUCCGGCCUCUCUACACCAGCUGAUGCUCCACUGCUGGCAGAAGGAGAGAAAUCACAGACCAAAAUUCACUGACAUUGUCAGCUUCCUUGACAAACUGAUCCGCAAUCCCAGUGCCCUUCACACCCUGGUAGAGGACAUCCUUGUGGUGAAUGGACUCCACAGCCAGUGCCCGCCAGCGGAACUCUCUGACUGUUCUAUGACUGUAGAAGCAGGCAGAAUGCCAGACUCCCCUGGUGAAGUUCCCGAAUAUCCUUUGUUCGUGACAGUCGGUGACUGGCUGGAUUCUAUAAAGAUGGGGCAAUAUAAGAAUAACUUCAUGGCAGCGGGGUUUACAACUUUUGACCUGAUUUCAAGAAUGAGCAUUGAUGAUAUUAGAAGAAUUGGAGUCAUACUCAUUGGACACCAGAGACGAAUAGUCAGCAGUAUACAGACUUUACGUUUACACAUGAUGCACAUACAGGAGAAGGGAUUUCAUGUAUAAAAGUACUACAAGCACCUGUGUUUUGUGUCUCAGUAUUUCUAAAAUGAAAGAUAUCCUCUCUACUACCCUCUCUUCUGAUUCUCCAAACAUCACCUCACAAACUGCAGUCUCCUCUUCAGGCUACAGGCACACAUACCUUUUGUUUAUACUUCCAACCUGGAUUUAAAAAUCACUCUUCAUAGCUCCUCUCUGAAUAACCUGCAAAUAAAACCCUGGCGCACUGCAGAUUAUCACUACACAUGGUAAAUAACUCAGCAUGGAUGUGUAACUUUGUAUAACUGUAUUUCAGAAGUGUUCAAGGACUUAAUCCAAAGGAAUUUGGGGUUAAUGAUGUAUUUAGAGUUUGAUGGUAGAUGAAAAAGAAAUAGUUAACCUUUCUUUCAUGUUUUGUGAUCAAGUAUUUUCCAAACUGACAUGAAUAAUUAUUUUUUAGAUAAUUAUAUUCAACUCUGUGGGUCAUAUUGUUACUUUAUUCUACAAUUCUUUACCUGUCAAUGCCUGAUAUUGUUAGAAUUGUUUGCAGAAAAGAUUAAUGAUUUCAUGUAGUGAAUUCUUUCAAGUGUGACUAUGGUGAGAAGGGAGUCAUCAAGGGAGAGAGAGGGAGAGACAUACUGUGCUUCUAAAAUUUCCAAGUCUUGGUUUGUCUUUUUUUUUUUUAUUAACUUGAUCGUGUCUUUCAUAUGUCAUAGUAGGUGGUAGUUUAGAGGCUUUCCCAUCUAAUUUUUUUUUUUUUAGUAUCAAUAUGUUUCUCUACUACAUUAUAAAGAUCACACCUGGAAAAACCAAGAGUGAGUCCAUUGCUCUAGAGGCUUUAAAUAGAGGGAAGCAUGGAAUAAAUCCAUGACUGUCCCCUUGGUUUAUCUUCAUAAAUUUGCAAGAGUAAUAAAGCAUUGAGAAAAUUAAUUAUUCUCAGCAGAAUUGCUUUGAAUAAAAGAUCUAAGAGUAUAGUCUUAGAUAAAAUGUAAAAAGAUUUAAUUUAAAUAGAAUUUUAUGAUAGUUACAUGGUGGCCUAAGAAAAUAAACACAUAGAGCUAGUCUAAUACUGGUACAUUUUGCAAGUUUAAGAAUUUUUGUUUUGUUCAUGAAAAUAAGUUACAUGAACAUGCUGAGCUGUUUUCCAAACCUUCCAAGGCACAAGUAUGCCAUUGCAUACACCAAAGAAGGUAUAAAAUGAGCAUAAAUGAAUUGUGUGCAACCUGAAUCCUUGCUACAGUAACAUAAAAAUAUAAACACAGCUAAGGUGUGUUGUUGCCGUAAUCUUCUGGAGGCUGCAAAAACAGGCAAAUAUACUUUUCAUUGAACUAAGUUGAGUCAGCUUAUCAAAACAGUACUGUAUUAUGAACAAAUCCAACUACAAAAUCAGCUGUUCCCUGUGAAACUAAAAAAUUAAAAAAAAAGACUACUGUGCUAGGUGGAAGAGUAGCGAGAAUGUAUUAAGAGGGGAAAAAAAAAGAGCAGGUUGUCUAAAGAUACUUGUUUAAUAUAAAAAUUAGGUUUUAUUUGAUCUUGGAGCUAAAGGUGCCCUACCCACACUCUCAAAUUCCUACCUAAAUUACAUUUUUUUGGUGAUAAUGGUUUUCUUGCCAUAAAGGAAUCCCAGUUUUUCCUUAUUUUAAGAUUUGUGGAUUGUCCCAUUAGACUAGGCCCUUCCAUAUACUUCUUUUGCUGAUUUAUCUUCUGAUUUUUGUCAACCACAGCUAAAUUUUUCUCAUUUAAAAAAAAGAGAGAGAGAGAGAAGGAAGAGUCUUUAAAGUAUCCAUUAUAGUACACUAAAAAAGAAAAAAAUGGGAAAUCCAUCACUUUUUAAGUGUGUCAGAAAUAGCUAGCAGCAUUUUCUAACCGUCACCCGCACAGUCAUGCAUCACUUGCAGGCUGUCUGUGGUUUGCUUGAUAUAUUUACACAGAUCUGGAUACAUUUAGAGAAAAUGUAAAAUUUCCAUAUUUACCUAUCUUCAAAUAUAUAUUGAAUAAGAACAGAUGUAAAACAGAUAAAAUUUAUUAAUUAUAUAUAUUUAUUUUUAUAAUGCAACAAAAACAUAUUUAGAAAGAUAAGGAAUAGAAUAAUUAUGGUCUUCCAUAGGACUCUGUCAGCAACAUCUGUAUACUUUGAUUAAAUAAAUUCUAUAAAGUAUUGAAACGUCUAUGGGGUGGGCAUUCAGUGCUUGCAAGAUUAAAGAUCUCUGUUAAGAAUUGUUUUUCUUUAAAACUCCAAAGAUCCUAUUCUAUAUAUGGUUAAUUUGUGCUUUUUUUCCCUUCCUAAACAUCUUUCUGUGGUAUUAUAAAACUGCCUUCUUACUUUCUCUCUAACCCCAAAUCCUCUUUAAAAUCCGUUUAUGUUACAUUUAUAUUUUUUAGAACUGUAAGCAUGGUGAUCUUCAGCAUAAAUUUGAACCUCAUCAUGGUCAGAGCAAGAUGUUCAAGAUUAAACAGAAACAUUAAAAAAUAAAUGUAUUUCUUUAUUGCCUACCAAUCACAGAUUUGAAAAUUUUACCUGAAAUAUUUUGAUGUUUACUAGUGCACAUAUUCAUUAAUUAAAGCUGUUUAAUAUUCAUAAGCAUAUAAUUUAAUAAUAGAAAAUGAGUAACUCCCAUAAGUCACAACCUUCAGAAAUAAUCUUUAAUAACUAAAAUAUGCAUAUAUACUCAUAUACCUGCUUUAUAUUAAAUUUCCUAGUCUAUGUUACUGAGGGGCUUUUUAGAUUUUGAAAACUAGUUGAAGGAACCAUUACUAUUUUAUUUUCUAUGCGGUUAGUUUCCAGUCUGUAGUCCACUCAUUAUCUCAUAGGAUAAGACAUAAUUGAGAAAAAAUGUAAAAACAAUGCAGAGAUUAAGUAUAUAAAUCAUUAAACUAAAAAAGCCAUCAGAAGUUGCAAAGCUCUUGGCUUAACAUGAAUCAAGAAUUAUAGCACUUUUUCACUGAAUUAUGACUGUUGAUAAAUGUUUUGAAUGUCAUAAUAAAAAAAGAUUUCUCUUCUUUCACCCCGAAUUACUCUUAAAAUCUAUCCAACUAACACCUGAACAGCUUUAAGGCCCAUCUCAGACCAUGAAUGGAAAACAAAUCCAAAUUCAGUCCUUGAAAAGCAGCCUUUACAGAAGGUCUUCUGUAAUAGGUCUUCCAACGUGAUAAAGAAUGAAUUGCAUUACCUAUCUCCCAACCACAAUUUUCUUAAAAAUCCAUUUUUAUAUCUUUCCUAGCAAAUUUCUACUCUGUAAAGAAAGUUAAAUCUUUAAGUUAAAUCUUUUACUUCAAAAUGUUCACCAAAACUAGGUCUUAUUUUUCUAUUCCUUUUUUAAACAUUCUUCCCCACCCCCUUGGUUCUUUUCUCUUUUUUCACCCAUCUCUUUUUCUUUUCUCAGCUUCUGCCACUCCACCCCAUAUCCCUAUCAACAAAAGAAAAGUAAUACAGGAAAUCCAAAAAUAUCUUACAGAUCUCCCUAGAAGAGGCUGAAGGUGGAGGAAAAACAGGAAUGUUGCAAAAGUUAUAUUUUAAUAUUUUGGGUCCUACUGCAUAAAUGGGAGCAUUUGCACAUACAGAGUGUAUGAGUUCUGGCUUUUCAUUAACUGAAAAUUAAGUGCUUUGGAAAGUUAUUUCAAAACAGAUGAAGAUGAUCCUUUUCUACUGCUUUAGCUAAGGAAAUGUAUUAUUAAUUUAAAAGAAAAUAUUUUAAGAAUUAGAAACUGUUAUUAACUCACAGUUGGUAUACAUCUUUAUAUAAUAAAGAUAUUAGAAGCAGAUGUAAUCACUUCUUUUAGUAUCAUCACUUCAACUUUUCCAAGCCCAAAUUCCUUUAAGUAGAAAAGACUCAUAUUCACAUUCAAUCUGAAAAUAUUUCAAUUCUUUUUGUAUGAAGACUCCAAAAGGUAGAUUGAUUGUAUUCUUCCAUUAGAACACAGGGCACUGAAGUCAUCCAACUUUUUGUUUUUAUGAUCAGCAUUUUCAAAAGAUUUUCACUUUUUAUAAUAAUGUUCAAUAAAGGCAGUGUAAACUGUAGUUCAGUUUAACAAAUAUCUACAAGGUGUCCCUUACAUGCAUAAAAUUUUAUGGCAAAGAUGAGUUUGACUGUACUGUCCUUACCUCUAAGUAUCUCUUAAGCUUAAAACUUAGAGCCUAUCUGCCAUGUUUGCUGUAAUUUCCACGUCACUUAGUUCUUUCCAUAGAACAAAAAUACAUUAAAUAAAUGAAACCUUGUUUAUUUGCGAUUGGAUUUGCAGUCCCUAUGAAAGGAAAUAUUUUGGACCUCAAAUUUUUUCACAGACGCCUCCACACUUCCUCUGCUAGAAGGGAGCACACUUGUUUGAUUCUCUAAGAUAAUCUCUCUUGUUACCUAUCAUUUGACUCUCCUCAGGAGUCACAUACUGCCUCUGUCCUGUGGCAGACUGCUCAGUUCAUGUGUAGACUCACUACCUCAAAGGUGCCUCCAGUUAGAUAACAUCAACCAUUUUUUCAAAAACAAUGCUGGGGUACUCUGCUGUGCAAGCCAAUUCACUGGCCCUAGGAAAUGUCACGAUAAGUAUAUGACUGCAAUGGUUGCAUAAAAUUCUUUCCAACAUGAUAUAUUUAACAAAGGGCUUCCCUAGUGGCUCAGCUGGUAAAGAAUCUGCCUGCAAUGCAGAAGACCUGGGUUUGAUCCCUGGGUUGGGAAGACCCUGUGGAGAAGGGAAUGGCAACCCACUCCAGUAG
Molecule: messenger RNA, 8450 nt
Organism: Bubalus bubalis (water buffalo)
Lineage: Eukaryota; Metazoa; Chordata; Mammalia; Artiodactyla; Bovidae
Gene: EPHA6
Product: EPH receptor A6
Exons: 19
Coding region: 314-3769 (1151 amino acids)
Biological process (GO): cell surface receptor protein tyrosine kinase signaling pathway; axon guidance; protein phosphorylation
Cellular component (GO): neuron projection; membrane
Molecular function (GO): ATP binding; protein binding; transmembrane-ephrin receptor activity
Source: RefSeq, a predicted model, not a curated record